GCGCCCGUCCGGCGGGGAAGCGAACCAGUCGCCGCCCGUCGCCUUUCGCAUUCUCGCCCGCUUCUACUUCUCGACUCUCGAGGAACGAGGCUCGCUUCCGCAGAACCGCUUCUCGCCUUUGAAGACGGGCUGCCCUUUGCAGCCUGGAUCCGCGGAAGGCCGGUGGCCGAGGGCCGGACGCAGCUCGCCAGACGAAAGUGGAAAAGGCGGAUUCACCGUCCUCAUGCCGGACAUGGCCGAUCCUUUGGCGGACAAGUCCGAAGGGGCCGAAGAGCAGAGCUCGCCUCGGACGACGACAGUUUCUGUUUCGACGGUCGACGGCCUCCCCGUCACCGUCUCGGCGCCCGUUUCCGUCCCGGUCGCGUCCCUCAUCAACGUCGCCGGCGGCACCACCGCCUUCAACGUCAUCACACCAGAACAACUGCAGUUGGCCAGCACGAGCUCUCUGAGACCGAUUCUUUGCGUUGACAACAGUUGUAUUUGUGACAGCAGUCAUCAUGAGAAAGAAUGCAAUGAGCCUAGUCAUCGUACACAGUGGUUUACAAGAAGCGAGAAUGGCCACCUUAAGGCCACAACGCAUAUCGUCAUUGAGAACAAUACUGAAGAAGGGACGGUACCGAACAACGCGUCGUGGCUGGCCUCGGCAGCUCAGCCUGUCAUACCAAUUAGAUGCAAGAGCACGAGUGCCGAAUUGCACAAGUCACGUUUCGGAUCUGGCGGACGUGGGAGAUGCAUUUUCUACGGAAACCAGUGGUAUACGCCGAGCGAGUUUGAAAUUCUGUGCGGGCGAGGUUCUAGCAAGGACUGGAAAAGAAGCAUAAGGUUUGGAGGCCGGAGUCUUAAUUCUUUAAUCGAGGGAGGCUUCCUUACACCUCAUGCAACCAGUUGCACAUGCUCAGCUUGCUGCGACGAUGACAGAGCUGUCGGUCCAGUUAGACUAUUUUCACCUUACAGGAGAAAAAGAAAAAGGGAACAAAAUGACGAUGAUUCGAGGAAGACAAAAAUAGAAUUAAGCAAUAAUGGCAACUCCACAAACGGGGAAGAGAGUUACGAUUCAGAUAUAGAACAACCGACCAAGUCGGCGAAUAACUCCAAUUCGGCGGGUAAUGUCGUUUCAAAAACAGAAUUGGAUGAUUCGACAAACGGUUCAUCCAAUAUAACCGAAACCCUUAAUAGGCUCGAUAAGAUGACUAGUAAAUUAAUGAAACUGGUAUUCAGCUUAAGAAAAGAAGUCGAUGAUGUGAAAUCGCAGUGGAAAGCGGAGAAGGAGCAAAUGCUUUCUGACCAUAAAAGAGAAAAGGAACAGGCAGUUCUUACUGCAAGAGUCGAAGCCCAAGUUGCAUGUUCACGUGUUUUUGAUUCGACGGUACACGUGGUUGAUCCGUCUAUAACAACUGUCGGCCUACAGCCCACGGAUGACAGCUCGGACAAUAAAAAAUGUGCCAACUGUAACCGUGAUGCCUUCGCUGAGUGCUCUUUGUGUCGAAGGACGCCGUACUGCUCGGCGUUCUGCCAGAGGAAAGACUGGGGUAGCCACCAGGUCGAGUGUGUCAGGAGUGCGACCAACGACCAGAGUUCGUCGAUCAUGCUGAUCGUAGAGUCAUCCGACCAAGUCCUCGGGGUUCAGGAAUAAUUUUGUAUCAUUUCAAGACUGUAGAUUUUUAUGUAACUUUUUUUUCUUCUUAAACAAUUUUAAAUUAAUUGUUACAAUUUCACAUAAAUUGAAACUUCUUAUGUGCGGGAUAUUUUUAUUUUAAUGUUUGUACUGUAUAAAUCGGCUGCAGACAACGGUCGAAAAACCAGCGUAAAAAUGAACAGAACCCUGAAACUUUUUAUACAUUUUUCUUUUUUAUUUUAUCUUUUAAGGCGUACACUUUUAUUUACUUAAAAAAAAAGAAACGAUA
This is a messenger RNA of Cimex lectularius (bed bug), 1904 nucleotides long. RefSeq names its product deformed epidermal autoregulatory factor 1 (gene Deaf1). The transcript has 10 exons. The coding region runs from base 224 to 1633 and encodes 469 amino acids. Gene Ontology annotation, biological process: positive regulation of transcription by RNA polymerase II; negative regulation of DNA-templated transcription. NCBI's taxonomy places the organism in Eukaryota, Metazoa, Arthropoda, Insecta, Hemiptera, Cimicidae. Gene Ontology annotation, molecular function: RNA polymerase II cis-regulatory region sequence-specific DNA binding; DNA-binding transcription activator activity, RNA polymerase II-specific; transcription corepressor activity. The record is from RefSeq and is a predicted model, not a curated record.